UGUCUCUUUGCAGCGAAGUGCAGAGUAGCAAGACAAGGGGGUGGAGCAGAGAGCAGACUAGCAGAACACAGGCGCUUGGAGUGAGAUAAUGAGCAGCAACCUGGUGUCCGCCACCUCUGCAUCACCAUCUGCAGCAGCCGCUACUGCUCGUCAUCACCAUGAGGGAGUGCAGCAGCUGAGGGUAAAGGUGGUGCGGCCACAGCGGCAGCUGCACGGCGGCUGCCGCGGAGGCAAUGGCAGAGGCAGAGCUGUGGUGGCGAGGGCCGGCCCGGGGGCGCUGACGGAGAUAGAGCCGGACCUGCAGGAGGACCCCAUCGACCGGUGGCGCACCAACGGCGUCAGCCCGGAGGACUUUGAGUAUGGGGUGUAUGAUGGCCACCACACCUAUCAUGAAGGCCAAGACAAGAAGGGCUUCUGGGAGGAUGUCUCAGAGUGGUAUCAAGAAGCUGAGCCUCCUCAGGGUUUUCAAGCACUAAUCUCCUGGGCGUUUCCUCCUGCAAUCAUCCUUGGCAUGGCUUUCAAUGUACCGGGGGAGUACCUCUACAUUGGAGCAGCUCUCUUCAUCAUCGUGUUCUGCAUCAUCGAGAUGGACAAGCCAGACAAGGCACACAACUUUGAGCCGGAGAUCUACAUGAUGGAGAGAUCGGCGCGGGACAAGCUCAUCGCCGACUACAACUCCAUGGACAUCUGGGACUUCAACGAGAAGUACGGCGAGCUCUGGGACUUCACCGUCAACAACAGGGAAGAGAUCGUGGAAUCGUAGAUGGCAUUUAGCAAUGGUGGUGACAUUGGCUAGAUGCAGUUGUAUACCAGUUCAGAUGGUAUCUAUGUCACAAACCUCUCCAGAUAAAAGAAUGCAAGCAUGGCAUAGAAAGGAAUAACGAUGUAUGUAUUCUCAUGCCUGAGGUUCUCAGCCCUGUAAAAAUAGAGAGCCUAAAAAUCCGUUUUAUCAUCGUAGAACGCAUGUCAGGCUUCUCACAGAACAUGUUCUGCAGAAUAGCUAGCACGUGGUUCCUUCAACUA
Phragmites australis (common reed) is the source of this 1023-nucleotide messenger RNA. RefSeq names its product photosynthetic NDH subunit of subcomplex B 5, chloroplastic-like. The record is from RefSeq and is a predicted model, not a curated record. The transcript is spliced from 5 exons. Bases 89 to 763 code for a protein of 224 amino acids. Gene Ontology annotation, biological process: response to oxidative stress. NCBI's taxonomy places the organism in Eukaryota, Viridiplantae, Streptophyta, Magnoliopsida, Poales, Poaceae. Gene Ontology annotation, cellular component: chloroplast.